UGUCUCCUGAGCUUCUGGGUGUCCUGUCGUCCAUUGCAGCAUUCAUGGCGUUGAUGGCUCUGUUUUUUCUGUACCUCAGCAACAGGCGCUCGGUGGCGAGUCCCGAUGACCUGUCACAUUUUAGUGGAUUUAAGAACACCUGCCCAGUGCCUCUGAUGAGCUAAUCUAGUGGUCAGCGUGGCGACAGGAUCCCCAGCUGAGAUAUGGCUUUCUUCAAGAGCUUCCAGCAGAACCUUCCAUCUGUCAACAUUUCCUCCAUCUUGGACUCGGUCAGCAGUCGCGUGGACGACCUUGCCAACGCCGUCAGCGAUGUCACCUACGCUGUCAGCGACCAGCUCACCGAGGGGGUCACCACUAUCAUCAGCAAGGUGGAGGAGGGGGAGAACAACAGCAGUGUCCAGGAGUCGGGCCAGACCUCUACAGCACACGAAGGCAAGGCCAGCAACAAAAGCAUGUGGCAAAUGUCCAGAGACUCAGAAACAAGUCAGUCAGGUUCAAAGAACAACCAAACCGGCGAUUCAGCAGAGGCAGAGUACGCUGCGAGUCAGCUGGAGUGGGAGUGGAGGGACGGUUGUUGGCGAGUUAAAAAGACAGAAGCUGAGUUAGCAGAGGAAGAGAAGCGAAAGAAGGAGGAGGAGGAGCUGCGGGCAAAGCGAGAGCAGAGGAGGAAAGAAAGGAGGGAGAAACAGCUGGAGAAAGAAGCCAAGUUAAAGAGAAACAAAGAAGAAUCCCCAGAGGGCGAGGAGGAAGAUGCUGAGGAGGAUGCUUCAAAGAAAACAGAUGGCAGCGUUGGACAAGACAGAAACGCGAGCGAUGGUGGAAACCAAUCUGCUCCUCAUUCACCGGGUCGUGAAACUGAAAAUAGGUUGUCGGAGGAGGUAGGAGAAAAAGAUGAAGGAGACAAGGAAGUGAUGGAGGACAGCCCGGAGAGAGAGGGAGACGAUGAGGAAGAGGCCGACGUUUCAAUGUCGCCUUCAACGGCAAAAAAGAAAAAGUCAGACAAGAAGAAGAAGAAAAAGGGGAACGCUGCAGAAGAGGAUGAAACAGAAGCAGAAAACAGCCGGAAAAAGGAGAAAGAGAAGAAAAGCAAGAAAACAAAAAGCAACCAAGAGGGAGUCCUGUCAGACAGCGAGGAGGACAGAGGCCCGGAGGCGGCCCAGCAGGAGGCGACGGCCGCGUGGAGCAGCAAAAGCAGGCCGUCGGCUGAGCAGGGAGGGUUCAGCAGCGAGGCAGGCAACAACAUCCAGAGGAUGAAGAAAGACCCGUCUCUCAACGAGUUCCAGCCUCCUCCGUACCCAGACGACGGCCCGGCGGCCCGCGUGUCGGCCCGCUCUCGCUCCGACAGAGGGGUCCGGAGGGGCUCGUCCCCUCGGCGCUGCUCCAGCGAGACCAGCGAGGACCAGGACACUGAGAGCUACCUCAACAAAGGCUGCGAGGAGGACAUUCCCAGCGACAGCACCGCUGUUCUGGGCCCAGAGGACGGCCUUCGGUUCCCCGCGGCCUACGAGCCAGAGCCCCUCGCCAAAUACGGGACCCUGGACGUGGCCUUCGAGUACGACUCGGGCGAGCAGUGGCUGGCCGUCACCGUCACCGCAGCUACAGACAUACCCGCUCUCAAACAGACGGGCAACAUCUCGUGGCAGGUCCACCUGGUUCUGCUGCCCACCAAGAAGCAGCGGGCCAAGACCGGCGUGCAGAAGGGCCCGUGCCCUGUCUUCACAGAGACGUUCAAGUUCUCCCGGGUGGAACAGGACGCUCUGGGGGACUACGCCGUGCGCUUCCGCUUGUACAGUAUCAGGCGAAUGAAGAAAGAGAAGGUCCUGGGAGAAAAGGUGUUUAACCUCACUAAGCUCAACCUGCAGGGAAAGAUGGCGUUACCGGUCACGCUGGAGCCCGGCUCUGAAAUCACAGGCUGCGGCUCUCUGGUGAGCGUGUCCCGCAGCGCCGGAGCGGUGUCCUACCGCUCCGGCGAAGACACGGCGCUGCCCGAGAUCCUGCUGGGCCUCAUCUACAACUCGGCUACAGGACAGUUAAGUGCUGAGGUCGUCAGGGGAAGCCACUUCAAAACCACAGCGUCCGAUAAACCAGUCAAUGGUCUGUUUUGUUGUGUCAAACACUUCGUAGGGGGACAGCUUUAUAUCAUGAGAGACACCUACGUCAAGCUGACCAUGCUGGACUCGAAGGGCAAGGAGAUGUCCAAGUGGAAGACGGCCGUGUGCCGCGGCCAGCCCAACCCCACCUACAAGGAGACGUUUGUAUUCCAUGUGGCGCUCUUCCAGCUGUCUGAGGUGUCACUGGUGCUGUCGGUGUUCUGCCGCCGGAGCAGCAUGAGGCCCAGGGAGAGGCUGGGCUGGGUCUCCCUGGGCCUCAACAGCACCAGCGAGGAGCAGCAGGCCCACUGGACAGAGAUGAAGGAGGCAGAGGGGCAGCAGAUCUGUCACUGGCACACGCUCACCAACACAUAGGACCAUUUAGGGAGACUGAACCUAAUUAACAGCAUUCCUUGAACUUGAAGAGGUGCCAGCAGAGCAGGAGGCACCUUGUGGUGUGUGUGUGUGUGUGUGUGUGUGUGUGUGUGUGUGUGUGUGUGUGUGUGUGUGUGUGUGUGUGUGUGUGUGUGUGUGUGUGUGUGUGUGUGUUUUGCUUACAGGUGUGAGGAUGGGCACGGGUUGCCAGUCUUCACUGCCAGAGACAGCAUGAAGACCCUUUAAUCUGCCACGUUUGUGAAUCAGACACCGACUUCACUGGUGAAGCUGUGAACUUUGGCUCCAGCUCUUUUUACUGCAAAAAGAAGAGAUGUUGAAUAUUACAAAAAUUAUAAUGACAGAAUCGAAGGAAACACUUUGUUUUCCUGUCAUCAAAAUCUGCAUGUGCACUGUUUACAAGAUGAUGCUAAGACACUUGAAUCUUGGACCAAAGAGCUCGGUCCAGGACCAGCAGACUCCUCCCUGUUUCUUUUUUUCGGGGCUUCUCUGGACGUCAGCUGCCACCAGCAUACCAGACAUUUCUGUAUCAGUCACAGCUAUUGACAAAAGAGAGAGAGCGCGAUGGAGACUGUUAUUAGGGGCCUACGACAUGCUGCAACUACGCUGACAAGCUAUGCUUUGUACAGUUUGUUUACACGCACAACGUUAUGCAAGAGCAAUGCAUUGAUUUUGCCCUUAUGUUUUCGGAUCAUCCGUCAUUUCUGUGUCCCUCUGCGUCGCGUGUUGCGCAAAGACAUGUCUUUGUUUUGUUACUCAGAACACUAUGCACCCGAACCCUUCAGACGAAUGAAAGGUCUCGAGUUUGCCGAGACUCUAACAGCAUUGGACACGGCUCUGCAUGGCACCGGUAUCAAAGAACAGCUUCCUUUCCUGCGAUACAGAUUGUGUGUGUUUCAACAUUCAGCCUUCAGACAACUCAGCCAUGUUCAUUCAUGUAGAAACAUGGUGCUUCCCGCUGAGGAGGAAUAUGCAAAAGCUUGCACAGUCCAGUAAACAUGGCUGUUUCUUUGAGGCAAUGAAGACAGCUUUAAAAUGAAAGAGAUGUUUUAUAAGGACCAACAAACGUGCAAUACAUGAGAUCCAGUUCAGUGCUCAUGUUGAACUCUCCCCACAAAGAAAAGUCAGCUUUCUCUAAAUAGACGAAUGCUUCACAGCUGCACCGCUUCAGAACAACUACACACCUCUCCCCUUGCCUCUGUUGGCUCAACUUCAGGGGUGUGGGACACAUUCUUUAGUUUUUACAUAGAUGUCAAACUUCCUCGUCUCUCCAGUUGCUCUCCAUGUCGAGGUUUAGGACGUUUCUAGGAUUGCUUCUAUUCUUAGAAGAGACCAGGUGACCAGUCGGCUUCUCACUGAAAAAAACAGAAUAACUGCCACUGAAGUGCUAAUGAAUUUGCAUAACCAGCAUUUACACCAAAUAAAGAACCAGAUCAUCUUUCUUCA
Molecule: messenger RNA, 3929 nt
Organism: Betta splendens (Siamese fighting fish)
Lineage: Eukaryota; Metazoa; Chordata; Actinopteri; Anabantiformes; Osphronemidae
Gene: syt14b
Product: synaptotagmin XIVb
Exons: 8
Coding region: 204-2465 (753 amino acids)
Source: RefSeq, a predicted model, not a curated record